CGGCUCGGAGCCGCGAUGCCUCCCUGGGCGCUGCUGGCUCUGCUGGCGCUGCUGCCCGCGCUGCCGGCCGCCUCCCCGCCGCCUCCCCCGGCCGCCUGCGGUCCCUGCGAUCCGGCGCGGUGCGCGGCGCUGCCGGCGCGGGGCUGCGCGCUGGGGCGGGUGCGGGACGGCUGCGGCUGCUGCUGGCAGUGCGGGCGCGGCGAGGGCGAGGCGUGCGGGGCGGGCGGGCGCUGCGCCCCGGGGCUCGAGUGCGUCAAGAGCCGGCAGCGGCGCAAGGACAAGGGCGGCGACGGAGCUGCCUCCCCCGGAGCCGCCGCCGCCGCCUCGCCGCUCGGGGUGUGCCUCUGCAAGAGCCGCUACCCGGUGUGCGGCAGCGACGGCCUCACCUACAGCAGCGGGUGCCAGCUCCGCGCCGCCAGCCUGCGCGCACAGAGCCGCGGCGCCGCCGCCAUCACCCAGCGCAGCAAGGGCGCCUGCCAGCAGGGACCUUCUAUUGUAACCCCUCCAAAGGACAUCUGGAAUGUGACAGGAGCGCAGAUCUACCUGAGCUGUGAAGUCAUAGGCAUCCCAACUCCUGUCCUCAUCUGGAACAAGAUAAUUAGGGGACAGUAUGGUGUCCAGAGGAUGGAGCUUCUGCCUGGGGACCGGGAAAACUUGGCUAUCCAGACCCGAGGGGGCCCUGAGAAACACGAAGUGACCGGCUGGGUGCUUAUAUCUCCUCUGAGCAAAGAGGAUGCUGGAGAAUAUGAGUGUCAUGCAUCAAAUGCCAAAGGAGAGGCAACGGCUUCUGCAAAAAUCCACGUUGUGGAGACUCUGCAUGAAAUAGGCCUGACCAAAGAUGACGGUGCAGAGCUGUGAUGUGAGGACUUUCACCUACGCCCAGUUUUAAGUUAGUAUUUUGGAAAGCUGCAACCUCUGUCUUUUUCUAGCUCACUAAUCAUUCCCGCCUAAUGCCCUUAUUCUUUGAUUACCGAUUUGCUUGCACACUUCUUUUACAGAUACACAAAUAAAGAGAUUCACAAGUUUGA
Cuculus canorus (common cuckoo) is the source of this 1028-nucleotide messenger RNA. RefSeq names its product insulin like growth factor binding protein 7 (gene IGFBP7). The record is from RefSeq and is a predicted model, not a curated record. Gene Ontology annotation, biological process: regulation of cell growth; regulation of signal transduction. Gene Ontology annotation, cellular component: extracellular region. Gene Ontology annotation, molecular function: insulin-like growth factor binding. NCBI's taxonomy places the organism in Eukaryota, Metazoa, Chordata, Aves, Cuculiformes, Cuculidae. The transcript is spliced from 5 exons. The coding region runs from base 16 to 858 and encodes 280 amino acids.